AAAAUUUUCCCAGAGUCGUCUGCGUUCAGACUUGGGGACAAAUUAAAGCUGAUGAUCUCCGGUCAAGUACUCCUCUCGACGACUCAAAAACACACAUAUUUUACGAAUUCGAAUUUCAAGUUUCCGAUUCUCUAAAUCCAAUUGAUUUCACUCUUCCUCAAAUGAAAAAGCCCUAAUUUUGAUCGUCUAAAUUUCAUACAUGGGUGCGAACGAGUUUCGUUUCUUCCUCUCCUGCGAUAUCAAUUCGCCGGUCACUUUUCGUAUCGAGAAGCUUGAUGGAAACCUCCCCGUCAAGAAAUCGUCUGAUUCGGGAGUUGUCUCCAUCGCAGAGGAGAAAAAACCAGAGCUUUACAUUGAGUGUGCAUUGUACAUUGAUGGAGCUCCUUUUGGCCUUCCCAUGAGAACAAGAUUGAAAACUACAGGACCACCAUACUGCUGGAACGAACUCAUCACUCUCAGUUCUAAAUACCGGGACUUGACUGCCCAUUCACAACUUGCGAUUACAGUAUGGGAUGUUUCGUGUGGCAAAACUGAGGGACUGAUUGGUGGGGCAACAGUCCUUCUUUUUAACAGCAAGAUGCAAAUGAAAUCAGGGAAGCAGAAGCUAAGGCUCUGGCAGGGGAAAGAAGCGGAUGGUUCAUUUCCAACCUCUACUCCUGGAAAGGUUCCACGGCAUGAGCGUGGAGAGCUAGAGCGUUUAGAGAAGCUCAUGAAUAAGUAUGAGAGGGGGCAGAUUCAAAGCAUAGAUUGGCUGGAUCGACUUAUGUUGAAAUCCUUGGAUACGAUUAAGGAGCAAGAAAGCACCAAACAUGGAAGCUCACAUCUGUUUGUGGUCAUUGAUUUCUGUAGUUUUGAACAUCGGGUUGUAUUUCAGGAGUCUGGAGCCAAUUUGUUCAUAACUGCCCCAAUAGGUUCAACAAAUGAAUUUGUUACUGUCUGGGAUACAGAACUGGGAAAGACUAAUCCUUCAGAGAACAAGCAACUAAAGCUGGCAAGGAGCUUGGAUCGUGGCAUUAUCGACAGGGAUCUAAAGCCAAGUAAUAUCGAGCGGAAAUCCAUUCAAAGAGUUUUGAAAUAUCCGCCAACAAGGACAUUGAGUGGAGAUGAAAGACAACUUCUUUGGAAGUUUCGUUUCUCUCUAAUGUCUGAAAAGAGAGCUCUAACAAAGUUUCUUCGUUGUGUGGAGUGGAGUGAUGUUCAGGAAGCAAAGCAAGCAAUUCAACUGAUGUACAAAUGGGAAAUGAUAGAUGUAUGUGAUGCUUUGGAGCUAUUGUCUCCUCUAUUUGAGAGUGAAGAGGUUCGAGCUUAUGCUGUGAGUGUCCUGGAAAGAGCUGAUGAUGAAGAGCUUCAGUGUUACUUGCUUCAACUGGUUCAGGCUCUUCGUUUUGAACGCUCUGAUAGAUCUUGCCUUUCUCAAUUCCUUGUCCAGAGGGCAUUACAGAAUAUUGAGUUGGCCAGUUUUCUUCGGUGGUAUGUUGCUGUGGAACUUCAUGACCAUGUCUAUGCCAAGAGAUUUUACAGUACAUAUGAGUUACUCGAGGAGAAUAUAAUCAAGCUGCCGCCUGGUGUUAACGGCGAAGAUGGAUAUCAAUUGUGGCAAAGUUUGGUGCGCCAAACAGAACUGACUGCUCAGUUAUGUUCCAUUACACGAGAAGUGAGGAAUGUACGUGGAAACACCCAGAAAAAAAUUGAGAAGCUCAGGCAGCUUUUAGGUGGACUGCUUAGCGAACUUACCUACUUCGAAGAGCCUAUUCGAUCACCGCUUACCCCUAAUGUUCUCAUAAAGGGGAUUGUGGCAGGAGAAUCAUCACUCUUUAAAAGUGCAUUGCAUCCUCUGCGCCUUACUUUCCGAACACCAGAAGAAGGAGGAAGUUGCAAACUUAUAUUUAAGAAGGGAGAUGAUCUCCGGCAAGACCAACUGGUUGUUCAAAUGGUUUGGCUCAUGGAUAGACUACUUAAGCUGGAAAAUCUUGAUCUAUGCCUAACGCCUUAUAAGGUGUUAGCAACUGGACAUGACGAAGGGAUGUUGGAAUUCAUACCGUCCCGUUCUUUGGCUCAGAUUCUCUCAGAGCACCGAAGCAUAACAAGUUAUCUGCAGAAGUUUCAUCCUGAUGAGCAUGCACCUUUCGGGAUAACAGCCACUUGUCUUGAUACAUUUAUAAAAAGUUGUGCGGGCUAUUCUGUGAUCACAUAUAUACUUGGCAUUGGAGACAGACACCUGGACAACCUCCUCCUUACAGAUGAUGGUCGUCUGUUCCACGUUGAUUUUGCUUUUAUUCUCGGUAGAGAUCCUAAACCAUUCCCUCCACCUAUGAAACUCUGCAAAGAAAUGGUGGAAGCCAUGGGCGGAGCAGAAAGCCAAUACUACACAAGGUUCAAAUCCUACUGUUGCGAAGCCUACAACAUUCUCCGGAAAUCGAGCAACCUUAUUUUGAAUCUGUUUCAUCUCAUGGCGGGUUCAACUAUUCCCGAUAUAGCUUCAGACCCAGAAAAGGGCAUUCUCAAACUCCAAGAAAAGUUUAGGCUUGACAUGGAUGAUGAAGCAUGCAUCCAUUUCUUUCAAGACCUGAUUAAUGAAAGCGUAAGUGCGCUGUUCCCGCAAAUGGUUGAAACCAUACACAGAUGGGCUCAAUACUGGCGUUGAACCCACAGGGUUUAACAACACAACCAUGUUAACUCCUCCAGUUUAGCCGAAAAUUGUAGAUGCAUUAUACUUUUCUCACGUUAAUAACACUGAAAUGUUUGAUUACUGUUCUAUGCUUUUACAUCUGCGACAUCUGCGGUGAUAACAUUAUCUGUAAAUAACGUUAACGUUGAAACUAGAUACGUUUUAUCUUCAUUCAUAUAUUUGCGAAAUUACUCAC
Molecule: messenger RNA, 2864 nt
Organism: Arabidopsis thaliana (thale cress)
Lineage: Eukaryota; Viridiplantae; Streptophyta; Magnoliopsida; Brassicales; Brassicaceae
Gene: VPS34
Product: vacuolar protein sorting 34
Exons: 17
Coding region: 200-2644 (814 amino acids)
Biological process (GO): phosphatidylinositol phosphate biosynthetic process
Molecular function (GO): kinase activity; 1-phosphatidylinositol-3-kinase activity
Source: RefSeq, marked reviewed